Mercenaria mercenaria is the source of this 1016-nucleotide messenger RNA. RefSeq lists its product as uncharacterized. The record is from RefSeq and is a predicted model, not a curated record. NCBI's taxonomy places the organism in Eukaryota, Metazoa, Mollusca, Bivalvia, Venerida, Veneridae. The transcript is spliced from 7 exons. The coding region runs from base 138 to 1016 and encodes 292 amino acids.
UAAUUGAGGCAAUUUGACAAAACAUAUUAGUUUAUACGAGUUACAGUUUACUACAUUUUAUGUUCUUACGGUCUGUUGAAUGUGAAGAAGGAAGGUAAUUGCAUUCGCCGAAUAAAGGAAAUUUCAGCUUUUGAAAAAUGGGAAACGCAAACAUGAAACCAGGCAUACCUGAUAUGUUAGAAUUCAUCAAACGUGAGAUAAACAAAUGGUCAACUAUUCUAGUCAAUAUUCAGAGGCAGCAAAGAGGUGACGUGCCGUGGGGUGAUUAUAUUUAUAACGAAUUUAAAGAAACAGAAGAAAAAUGGAGACGUCUAAGAAUACAAGAGUACGGAAAUCAAAGAGCCGGCAAAAAUGAGGGUGGAGUCUAUGAGGAUGGACGUAAACGGAGAGAAGAAGAAAUGAGGCAAUUCGUUAAUAAGAUUAAUCAGUUGUCGUCAGAAAAAGAACGAUUUUUUCAACGUAAUGUCUAUCUUGAAAGACGGUUUGCAGAUAUGUCGAAGAAAAUUUCUGAAUUACAACGAGAAAAUAAUGAGCUUAAAUCGAAGCCUGAAACAUCUGCCGUUCCAAACUCAAAAUCAGAGAGUAAGCAACAGUUUCAGGGGAAUUUGCAUGAAGCUGAUCAAAAAAUAGUGCAGUUACAGAAACAAAUAGCAGAAAAAGAAGACGAAAUGCAAACGCUUAAGGCAAAUGUUGAAAGUUUGGAAAUGCAUGUUAAAUUUGUCGAAGAAGAAAAGGCUAAUCUUCUUCUAAGGCUCAGCAAAAUGUCCGGAGAUAGGCUGAUUGACAACAACCCCGCAAUUGCGGAUUUGAGUGAUCCGAACAGACCGACAAAACUUGGAGAAGUUUACUCUGAAUUGUAUGAUAACGAAUGGACAAAUGCUUUCGAGAAGUUACAGAAAUCUGGCUAUGAAGAGGACACUGUUGUCGACACAUUGCAGUUGACAUUACAGUGUCUGUCGGGCCUCUGUUUAUCAUUGCAGUAUAACGCAUUAAGAAACGGACAUGUAAAGAACUGA